Glycine soja is the source of this 2085-nucleotide messenger RNA. Its product is annotated as RNA-binding protein 39-like. Gene Ontology annotation, biological process: mRNA processing. Gene Ontology annotation, molecular function: RNA binding. Gene Ontology annotation, cellular component: nucleus. Lineage: Eukaryota; Viridiplantae; Streptophyta; Magnoliopsida; Fabales; Fabaceae. The coding region runs from base 151 to 1884 and encodes 577 amino acids. The record is from RefSeq and is a predicted model, not a curated record. The transcript has 12 exons.
AUUAAAGCUUCUAUAAUACUGUUACGAAUACCGGAGGAAGCAACAGCUAUUAUCAUCUGGAAAGACUGAAAGAGUAAAGAAAACCCUAAAACCCUAAAACCCUAGAAAUUCAGAAUUCAGCUGAAGAAGAAGGAGGAGGAGGAGGAACCAAUGGACUUCGACGAGUACGAAUACCUGGAGAAGACAGUGGAGGAAGACAUAGAUAAAGACUCCUCCAAGAAGAAGAAGGACAUCACCGACAAGAGCGAGAGGAGUUACCGGAAGCCCCGCGACGUCGACGACGAUCUCGACGCCGAUGACAGAAAGAGCAAGAGGUCAAGGGGCGACGACGAGAACGGUGGUUCCAAGAAAGAUCGCGACAGAGACAGAGAAAGAGACCGUGACCGCGAACGUUCCUCCGGCCGUCACAGGAGCGAGAGGGAGAGAGACGGAGAGAGGAAAGACAGGGAUAAGGAUAGAGAGAGGAGGGAUAAGGAUAAGGAUAAGGAUAGGGAUAGGGAUAGGGAUAGGAGAGACCGUGAUAGGGACGGAGAUAGGGAAAAGGAGCGCGAGAGAAGAGACAAGGAUAAGGAGAGAGAGGGGGAAAAAGAGGCGAGGGAGAGAUCCACAAGGAGCAGGAGUCGCUCCGAGAGGGACAGAGACAGGGAGCGAGAUUUCGAAAUGCGCGAUGGCCGGAGAUUUAGGGUUAAGAAAGAGGCCUCAGAACCUGAGGCUGACCCAGAAAGGGAUCAGAGAACUGUUUUUGCCUACCAGAUGCCGUUAAAAGCAACAGAGAGAGAUGUGUAUGAGUUCUUUUCAAAAGCUGGCAAGGUGAGAGAUGUCCGUCUGAUCAUGGAUAGGAACUCAAGACGAUCUAAAGGAGUUGGGUAUAUUGAAUUUUAUGAUGCGAUGUCAGUGCCAAUGGCUAUUGCUCUCUCUGGCCAACUUCUUCUUGGGCAACCUGUAAUGGUGAAACCUUCUGAAGCUGAAAAGAACCUUGUUCAAUCUAAUGCUUCUGGUGGAGCGGCCGGUGUAGCUGGGCCCUAUGGAGCUGUGGACAGAAAAUUGUAUGUGGGAAAUCUUCACUUCAACAUGACUGAGAGUCAGCUGCGGGAGAUUUUUGAACCAUUUGGUCCGGUUGAGGUUGUCCAACUGCCUCUUGAUUUGGAAACAGGACACUGCAAGGGUUUUGGGUUUGUUCAAUUUACUCAUCUAGAACAUGCCAAGGCUGCUCAGAGUUUAAAUGGAAAAUUGGAGAUUGCUGGCAGGACUAUCAAGGUUUCAUGUGUAACAGAUCAUGUUGCAAGCCAAGAUGCAACUGCAAAAUCUGCAGACUUGGAUGACGAUGAAGGUGGAUUGACUUUAAAUGCUCACUCAAGAGCAUUGCUUAUGCAGAGGCUGGCUGGCGCAGACCCUGCAAGGUAUGUCGUUAAUAAUAUUGCUCAUUUUUGUAAAUCUGUUCAUUAUCUUCACAGUUUUCUACUUUGCAGCAUAGGUUUGCCUGUUGUGAAUGGCUCAGUUCCUGCUCAGCAGGCUAUCAGCUUGCCUAUUGGUGCACCAGUUCUACCAACGCUAGUCAUGCCUAAUCCAGUGGUAGAACCUGUAGGAAACCCCAGCGAGUGUUUACUUUUAAAGAAUAUGUUUGAUCCGAGCACUGAGACGGAACCAGAUUUUGAUAUAGACAUUAAAGAGGACGUAGAGGAAGAGUGUUCUAAAUAUGGCCGAGUGAAGCAUAUUUUUGUUGACAAAAAAAGUGCAGGUUUUGUGUAUUUGCGGUUUGAUACAGUGGAAGCAGCAAGUGCUGCUCAACAUGCAAUGCACUUGAGAUGGUUUGCACGCAGGUUAAUUUCUGCUGUCUUCAUGCAACCAGAGUUGUACGAAGCCAAGUUUAAAGGGGAAGUUUGAAGUUCAUACAUGCCUCGAGGCUCCUGAAGAUACAAUAUGCAUUAUUUUGUGGUCUUAGUUUUCAUCCAUUAAGUUCUAGUUUUUAGGAUUCAUGAAUUGUAUUAGAUGUAUGAUUACAGAAAUGAUAAUGUCCUGAUGUUGGCGAUAUUUAUGAUCAGUUUUUGGGCUUUUUAUGGAACUUCAAUUAUUUUCCUACGAAAA